ACCAUCAUGGCGGCCGUCAAGAAGGGAUCGCAGAAAGAGCUGAUUGUAAUCACAGGUGUUUCAUAUGGUAUUGGCUAUGCGAUGACCAAAUGGUUCCAGUCAAAUGGACAUCAGGUUAUUGGAUGCUCCCGUUCAGCUGAUAAAAUCGAACAGCUUAACAAGGACUUUUGCUCAGCCACCAAACACAAGCAAUUCUUUGUGGUGGACAUCACAAGUGACCCAGACGUUAGAAAUUGGGCUGAGAAAGUCGUGUCGACAUUUGGGUCUCCAACUUUCCUUCUCAACAAUGCAGGACUCGUAAAUAGAAGCGCCAGUCUUUGGGAAGUUCCAGUAGAAGAGUUUGAUAAAGUAAUAGACGUAAAUAUCAAAGGAACUACCAAUGUAUUGAGGCAUUUUAUUCCUGCUAUGAUAGAAUCUAAAAGAGGGGUGAUAGUUAACUUUACAUCAGGUUGGGGUCGAUCUGUGUCACCUGAUGUGGCUCCUUAUUGUGCAACAAAGUGGGGCCUAGAGGGGCUCUCUAAGGCCCUGGCAAUGGAGCUUCCAGCCCCUCUGACAUGUGUACCCCUCAAUCCUGGAAUCAUAGACACACCAAUGUUGCAAACCACCUUUGGGCCUUCAAGGGCUUCGUUAUGUCAAUCUCCUGAGCAAUGGGCCGAAAAAGCUUGUCCAUAUAUCUUGUCAAUCGAUUACAGCCAUAAUGGAAAAAGUGUUACAGCCUCAUGAUUUUUUCAUAUGUUUUGCAAUGGAUUUUGGAAAUCCCAAUGUUUUUUUUGCUUCAUGUUGUUUGCUGCUUGUUGCUUACUAUGCUUGAAAUGUAUUAUGUAUAUUGACAUGUAAAUAAUGUCAGCACCAAAGAAAGAGUACUGGRAAAAUGUGCAGACAAAGUUUAGGAAAGUUCCAUAUUAUUGUGACCUUUCCCUGUUGGUAUUCUCAUUGCCAAUACAGGGUCUGGAAGGGGGGUCUGGACCCCAAAUCACUUGCUAUUUUUCCCCGAAAUCCCACAUCCUACAACAUUUUGCCAUUGAUGACCAUAAUUGUCAUAUCCAAAGGCAUUUGAAUUUUUAUUUUAGUUAUGUUUUCACUUUUUCCCAAAAAUCAGAAAGCAAAAUCCCAUCGAAUUCAGCAAUCCCAGAGUCACAGCCAAUGCCAAUCUCCUGAAUCACAUAGUUUCCCAAAUCCUGCAAUAUAUCUUAUCCCUUUCCCUGCCCAAGAAUGCCCUUUCAGACCCUACCCAUAGUACAUUUUGGGCUUGGUUUGCAACAUGGUUCAGCUCAGUUCAGUUCAGUUCAGUUUAUUUACACUUUUAACAAAAGGAGUURCAGAAUAAGAAAAGAUUAAUGACAAAUAGAGCUAUGGUACUUAAUUCGUGAAAUACAAACAAAAUAGUUAUUAACUAAUAGUCGCAAUUUAGUGCCUAUUUAGUCGAUAUCACUCAUCAAUCUAUACAUGAAUACACUGAGGAGACAUCAAAUACACAAGAAACAUGUUAGUCAUUUGUUCAUCAAUGCUAUGACUAUCAAUGACUAACAUGUUUCUUGUGUAUUUGAUGUCUCUUGUGUAUUCAUAUGUAGGUUGAUUCACUUGAGUGAUAUCGACUAAAAACGCACUAAAUUGCGACUAUUAGUUAAUAACUAUUUUGUUUUUAUUUUAUGGAUUAAGUACCAUCGCUUUAUUUWAAAAAAAGACCUAAUUAAAGAUAGUUUUAAAUAAUAAUGAAAAAGUGUGUAGUGGUCAAAGGAGCAUAGCUUUUGAGUUGAUCACUGAUGGAACAAAUCAUUCACCACCUUUUUAGUAUUAGCUGUAUACUUUAUGACAGUGUUGUGCAAUCUAAGUGCAUUACGACUGUUAACAACUACUGGCUGGCAGGAAAGGAACAACAAUGUUGUAUAAUAUAAUUAAAAACAAAUAAAGGCAAAAAUUCCCCAGCCCAGUAAACAUAAUGAAAAGUUUUCUCUGGCUUGUGCUCUUCUCCUGCUAACUUAUACUUAUGCAUUUAUCAAAGUGCUAUAUAAAGAUGUUGUUGUAGAGCACAUGCAGUAAAACCAUGAAAUAAAAACAAAGUUGAU
Messenger RNA from Actinia tenebrosa (Australian red waratah sea anemone), 2066 nucleotides. RefSeq lists its product as uncharacterized. Gene Ontology annotation, cellular component: cytosol. The record is from RefSeq and is a predicted model, not a curated record. Lineage: Eukaryota; Metazoa; Cnidaria; Anthozoa; Actiniaria; Actiniidae. Gene Ontology annotation, molecular function: oxidoreductase activity, acting on the CH-OH group of donors, NAD or NADP as acceptor.